This is a messenger RNA of Closterium sp. NIES-67, 1563 nucleotides long. The record is from the annotation of a GenBank genome assembly. NCBI's taxonomy places the organism in Eukaryota, Viridiplantae, Streptophyta, Zygnematophyceae, Desmidiales, Closteriaceae.
GGAGGUGAGAGGUGGGGCACAGGGGAGCAUGCGGCCGUGCACACCAGAGCCCAUGCGAGCGCGGCUGACCCGGAAGAACAGAGAGGUGAUUCGCCCCGGCAAGACAAAAAAGAAGAAGAAGAAGGAGAGGGAGAGUGAGAUGGAUGGGGGUUUGGCAGAGAGAGAGCAGGGCGCUGAUAGGGAGUUGGAGGAGGGGGGAGGGAGGAACGCAGGGAGGAGAGCAGCGGACGUGGUGUCAGGGUCAGCUGUUGCAUAUGAGGCAGCGUGGUGUGAGCAAGAGCAAAGAGAGGCAGCAGCGGCAGGGGAUCGGGAGAGUGCAGGGGAUCGGCAGCGGAUUCGGAUCGGUAGGGACGGCAAGGAGGAGGAAAAGGAGGAGGCGCAAGGAGGAGAGGAGGAGGAGGAGGAGGAGGAGGAGGAGGAGGAGGAGGAAGGAGAGGAGGAGUGCGAAGGAGGGGAGUUGCAACGAGAGCCGGACGGCACCCUGAACAUACUCCAUCGGCCCUUCGUGCCUGUCGAGGGCAGCUAUUGGUUGGAUCGGGGCGAGCUGGGUCGGGGCAGGUUCGGCAUCAUCCGGCUGUGCCUGUGCCGUAGGACGGGUGGGAGGUUCGCGUGCAAGACGAUUAGCAAGGAGCUGCUGACGUGCCAGCAGGAUGUGGAGGAUGUGCGGCGAGAGGUGGCGGUGAUGGCGCUCAUGCACGGCCACCCACACGUGGCUGCCCUCAUCGACACGUUUGAGGAUGAACAGCACGUGCAUCUGGUGAUGGAGCUGUGUGCUGGCGGCGAGCUCUUCGACCGCAUCAAGGCCAAGGGGCGCUACUCGGAGCCACAGGCAGCGGCGGUGGUGGCCACGGUGGUGCGCGUGCUGCAGCGGUGCCACGCGGCGGGGGUGAUCCACCGUGACGUGAAGCCAGAGAACAUCCUGCUCGCCUCCAAGCAGAGCGACACCGACGUCAAGCUCAUCGACUUCGGCGUGGCGACUUUCUUCCAGCCAGGCGUUCCCUGCACGGACAUGGCAGGGAGCCCCUACUACCUAGCCCCAGAGGUCCUUGCCGAAAGGUACGGGCCCGAGGCGGACGUGUGGAGCACGGGCGUGGUGCUCUACAUCCUGCUCUCGGGGCUGCCGCCCUUCUGGGCCCCUUGCAACGAGGGCAUCUUUGCGGCGAUUAAAGACGCGCCCGUGAACCUUGUGCGCCCGCCGUGGCCGUCGGUGUCGGGCGAGGUGCGGGAGCUGGUGGGGCGGAUGCUGGAGAAGCGGCCGCAGGACAGGAUCACACUGCAGGAGGUGCUGGAGCACCCGUGGAUUGUGCGACACACGCGCACGGCUGACUGAGGGCCACGAGUGGGCUGCUGGUAGCUUGGGGGCAUGGCAGAUGGAGGGAUGGAGAGAGAUGCACAUUUAGUGUCACAAAAGGUGUGAGGAGGGGCUAACAUUGUUAGUUGUGAAUAUACAUGUGUGGUACUGUCUGAUCUGGCAUGAAGGGCAGUAUAGCUUGUUUCUCUGCUGCUAACACAUGUAUAUAGCUAUCAGGUUGUCUUAAUGUACUCUAAUGUUGAAUUGUAAAU